AAAAAAAAGUGACCACUCAAGCAAAUGAAAGUUGUUUUGAUGGCUCCGUCGUUCAACAGUUGAGCGACCGACCAUGGAUACGCUGUCCAGUCACAGUUCUCACCUUCUUCAGCAACUCCAAGAGCAGAGGAUCCAGGGUCUGCUCUGUGACUGCAUGCUUGUGGUCAAAGGUGUCUGCUUCAAAGCUCACAAAAAUGUCUUGGCUGCCUUCAGUUCUUAUUUCAGGUCCUUGUUCCAAAACUCCCCCAGUCAGAAGAAUGAUGUGUUUCACCUGGUUAUUCAAGAUGUCAGUGGCAUCGGACAAGUUCUGGACUAUAUGUACACCUCCCAUCUGGACAUCAACCAGGAUAAUGUCCAGGCUCUUCUGGAAAUCGCCCAGUGUUUGCAGGUCCCAAACCUCCUGAGCAUGUGCAAUGCUUUCCUCAAGCCAUGUCCGCCACCAGCAGAUACCACAUCAUUCUCUCUUCUGAACUCUGAACAUGACUGCCUCUUGGGAGGGGGGCUUCCCCAUCACAUCGACCUCCACUGCCCUACAUCUGAAGCUCAAAGAUCAGGCUGCAACAACAACUCGGACCCUAAAGGUCUGCACCUUCCAGCGCGCCAUAGCAGCUCAAAUUGUGAUGGCACACAGGCUCCUGUGGAGAAGCAGUUGGUCCAUGGCUACAAACUUCGCAACUUCUAUAGCAAGCAGUACUUUAAAGAGAGCGCAGCACAGAACAACCAAGAAUCAAAUCAAGGCCCCAGCCCUUUGCUGGACGUGGGAGAUCAGCAACAGCAGAGUCAAUCACUUGUGAUCAGCCAAGGCACCCAUAGUCUCACCCCUGUGUGCUCCGCUAGCACGGCCCAUCAAAUACCUACAUGCGGGGCCACGAUGGUGGAAAAGAAUACCACUGACGCAUCGUCACCAUCCACGGCACCGUCGGCUGCAGCAGCCCCCAAUUCAGCCCCUGAAUCGGAAGACAAAAACAAGUUGGUGCGCCCCAAGAAGACGCUGUACCUGAAGAAGUACAACUACCUGCGGUCUCAGAAGGCCUUGGAAGAGAUGUAUGCCGAGUCGGUCAGCGAGCCGGUACUUUGCGUUCCCAGUCGAGAGAUCCACCGGGAGGAGCCUCCCACUCAGAGCCAAGGACCGGAGGUUCUCCCCACAGAGGGCCCAUCACGGGACACAGAGGGGGUUCAGGAGGCAGCGCCCGAGAUCCAGCUACCCAGUCCCCCCCCUGCGGACCUUGAGGAAGACGACCCAAAGAAGACCUCGGACACCCUGAAGCAGACGGGACACAAGCAGUACUGCUGCACCGUGUGUGGAAAGAUCUUCAAACACCCCAGCAACCUGGAGCUUCACAAACGCUCCCAUACCGGUGAAAAGCCCUUCCAGUGCAACGUUUGCGGAAAGAACUUUUCACAGGCUGGAAACUUACAGACACACUUGCGCCGACACACUGGAGAGAAGCCGUACAUCUGUGAGCUAUGCGGGAAGAGCUUUGCUGCAGCAGGAGAUGUCCAGCGACAUAUUGUGGUCCACACCGGCCAGAAGCCACACCUGUGCGAUAUAUGUGGGAGAGGUUUCAGCAACUUCAGCAAUCUCAAAGACCACAAAAAGACCCACACCACAGACAAGACAUUCACCUGUGACCAGUGUGGAAAGUCUUUCAACAUGCAGAGGAAGCUGCUGAAGCACAAGGUCCGCCACGCUGGGGACAAAACGCACCACUGUGACACCUGCGGGAAGUCCUUCAUCGGCUCAGGGGACCUGCGCCGCCACACGCGCUCCCACACGGGGGAGAGACCCUACGUCUGCGACGGCUGCGGCAAAAGUUUCACCCGCUCCGCCCUGAUGAGGAGACACAGCCGCAUGCACUGCAAGGGGGCCCGAGAGACCAGCCCAGAGUCCGAAGCCCCGGAGCGGCCCUGCACCUCCGAAGGAUCCGGCAGCGCGUUGUCCAAACCCCCAGCGCCUCCGCCUUCCGUGGGUCCGCCCUUCUCCGGCCUGAUGCCCCACACGGGGGGGAGCAAGUCUUCAUCCCCGCAUCAACCCAGAGCUGUAGGGACUCCGUCUCCCAGCGGUCACCGCCACGCUGCUACCACCUCCACCUGCCUCCCCGAGCUGCGGUUGCUCGUCCCGCACCACCUCCUCGCCUCCAACCACACGGGGAAGUGUCCACCGCCGCCUCCUGGCGCCGACCACCUUAAGCUGGCCAAACAUGCCCUGCCGCAGGAGGCCCUCUAUGGCCCCUAUGUGGAGGGCGGCGUGGUGGCCAUGGAGGCGGGUGGCAGUAUCGUAGGGAGGGCCUACCUCCAUCCAACAGACAGUCACAGUCCGCUCACAGCGUCCACUAAGGCCGCUAGUGGCACCUUCAGGGCAGGGGAGGGUCAGUUAAUCUCCAGCGUUACCUUAUGGGGCCUGGCUAUGAAGACUCUGCAGAAUGACAAUGACAUGGAGCCGUGAGGGACUCGAGCAUGUUCUUAAGAGCACCGAACACAAUGCAUACACAGAAUACACCGUACAAGACAUCUGCUGGUCGCCACGCAACACGAUGUAUGCACCCGAGAAACGAGGGCUGUGGUAAGACUUUGAUUUUACACGUGGAACAGCUUAGUGAUGAAAGUAGAUUGAUCUAUUCUAAUAAAUGUAAUACUAAAUUAAACGUUAACAUAAAAUGUGAUUCCCUGCAUUUAUCAACUACCACUAUUUGUUUAUUUACCAAUGUUUGAUUUAAACACCACAUCAAUUUCAUAUAUUGCUCAGGUAUUUUGUAUACAAAAUUAACUAUGCUUGGUUAUCAAUAAAUGAUCCCAAAUAGA
Messenger RNA from Gadus morhua (Atlantic cod), 2802 nucleotides. It is a transcript of the gene zbtb49, whose product is annotated as zinc finger and BTB domain containing 49. The transcript has 8 exons. The record is from RefSeq and is a predicted model, not a curated record. NCBI's taxonomy places the organism in Eukaryota, Metazoa, Chordata, Actinopteri, Gadiformes, Gadidae. Gene Ontology annotation, biological process: regulation of transcription by RNA polymerase II. The coding region runs from base 74 to 2446 and encodes 790 amino acids. Gene Ontology annotation, molecular function: RNA polymerase II cis-regulatory region sequence-specific DNA binding; DNA-binding transcription factor activity, RNA polymerase II-specific; protein binding.